GUCUCCGCCGUGGUUCCAUGUUGAAUGUGGGGGUCACAACGGGAUAAUCUAACAGUUGGAGGGCACAACGGGAUAACAGUUGGAGGGGUAUAGCGGGGUAGAUAGUGGAGAGAAAUAUUUGUCAUCUUCGGUCUGUGGACUAACCCAUACUAUUUACCCAUAGACGAUACUGUUUCGUUUCUGUAAUAAAACAUACCCAGUUACAUCUUUCUACGAAACGUUUACUUCCAAUCCGGCACCAGAACAAGUCUUUUAACACACAUCAAUCACGAUGACUGAUACCCUUUUCAAGCUCAACACCGGGGCCUCGAUACCGGCUUUAGGUUUAGGGACGUGGCAAUCUGCUCCUGGCGAUGUCAAGAAAUCCGUCGCUCACGCUCUCGGCGUUGGCUACAAGCACAUAGAUUGCGCUUAUUGUUACGGGAACGAGGACGAGGUCGGUGAAGGCUUAGCUGAAGCGUUCAAGUCGGGCCAGGUCAAGCGAGAGGAUAUUUUUGUGACAACCAAGCUGUGGUGCACAUAUCACACACGCGUGGAGGAGAACCUCGAUAAGAGCUUGAAAAGUUUGGGGUUGGAUUAUGUUGACCUUUACUUGAUGCAUUGGCCUUGCCCAAUGAACCCAAAUGGAAACCACGAGAAAUUCCCCAGGCUUGCUGAUGGGUCUCGCGAUCUCGAUAAAUCAUGGUCGCAUGUUGAAACAUACAAGACGAUGGAAAAGCUUCUCAAAACCGGCAAGGUGAAGGCGAUCGGCGUUGCGAAUUACAGUGUUAAAUAUCUCGAGGAGCUGCUGCCACAGGUCUCCGUUGUUCCAGCUGUCAACCAAAUAGAAAAUCACCCAUCACUACCGCAACAAGAGAUUGUUGAUUUCUGCAAAGAGAAGGGCAUUCACGUCACGGCAUACAGUCCAUUUGGAAGUACCGGAGGCCCAAUGUUCAGUGCAGAGUCAGUACUUGAAGUCGCCAAGAGACGUGACGUCUCCGUAGGCUCGGUCCUAUUGAGUUAUCAUAUCGCUCGAGGAAGCUCCGUGCUUGCCAAGUCCGUUACGCCUUCGCGCAUUGAAGAGAACAAGAACGUCAUCCAGCUUGACGCUACUGAUAUGGCGAUUCUCGACAAAUAUUCGAACGAAUUACAGGCUAAUGGAAAGCUAAAGAGAUAUGUGUAUCCCGACUUCGGGGUUGACUUUGGAUUCCCGGAUAAAUCUUAAUUGUACUGGAUCUUUAUAAACACGAUGAAAAAAAUAUAGAAUCCAUCUUCUGAAACACUUGCACUCUAGAAUACAAAUGAUUGCGGCAAUUCUGAGCAAAGUAGGGCAUCAUGUAGUUGUGGUUUUGCAGUCGCUUCUUUUAGAUCACUUAUUUAAAGUUGCCUACA
Pseudogymnoascus verrucosus is the source of this 1371-nucleotide messenger RNA. Its product is annotated as H/ACA snoRNP pseudouridylase subunit. Bases 272 to 1204 code for a protein of 310 amino acids. Gene Ontology annotation, cellular component: cytosol. The record is from RefSeq and is a predicted model, not a curated record. NCBI's taxonomy places the organism in Eukaryota, Fungi, Ascomycota, Leotiomycetes, Thelebolales, Thelebolaceae. The transcript is spliced from 4 exons. Gene Ontology annotation, molecular function: aldose reductase (NADPH) activity.